This is a messenger RNA of Meira miltonrushii, 1121 nucleotides long. RefSeq lists its product as uncharacterized. The record is from RefSeq and is a predicted model, not a curated record. Gene Ontology annotation, cellular component: plasma membrane. Gene Ontology annotation, molecular function: GDP binding; GTP binding; GTPase activity. The coding region runs from base 229 to 813 and encodes 194 amino acids. The transcript is spliced from 2 exons. Gene Ontology annotation, biological process: small GTPase-mediated signal transduction. NCBI's taxonomy places the organism in Eukaryota, Fungi, Basidiomycota, Exobasidiomycetes, Exobasidiales, Brachybasidiaceae.
GCCCUUUAAACGCGGAGUUGUUCAAUUAAAAGGGAGGGCAUCAGCUGUUGUUCACUGUGCUUUUUGAUUCGUCGGAGAAAAAUACAUACGUUAAGUAGAGUAAAAAAGACAAAUUAUAAUUAUUAUUGGUCAUCUCUUACAUUUUACCUUUUACCACUUCUCCUCCUACUCUUUCAUCGACCUCAUUUUGCUAGUAGGUCAACUUUAAUCACACAUCUCUUCCCCAACAUGGCAUCAGCACCAACAUCAAAUACAGGAAAUGAAGUUAAACGUAAAUUCGCAGUUUUGGGUUCAAGAAGUGUUGGUAAAUCAACAAUGAUCGUUCGUUAUAUGGAUAACGUUUUUGUUGAUUCUUAUUAUCCUACAAUCGAGGCUACAUUCACAAAGAGUAUCAAAUUCAAAGGACGGACAUAUAAUUGCGAUAUCAUUGACACUGCAGGACAGGACGAAUACUCCAUCUUGAACUCAAAACAUGCUAUCGGCAUUCAUGGCUACGUUCUAGUCUACUCCAUCGCAUCUCGUGCCAGUUUCGAUAUGAUCCAAACCGUUUACGACAAAAUCUUAAAUUACACCGGAACUGAACAUAUUCCAUGUGUUGUUGUUGGAUCAAAGAGUGAUUUACACGUUCAAAGACAGGUUAGCGAAGAAGAAGGAAAAGAAUUAGCCAAACAACUCAAAAGCGCUUGGGUUGAAACUAGUGCAAGACAUGACGUUAACGUUGCAAAAGUGUUUGAGCUCAUGUUAGGCGAAACUGAACGUGAUACAACCGAAGGUGGACCGGAACCUGAACCAAGCAAAUGUGUUGUGAUGUAAGAUUGUUGUUGUUGCUGCACACAUCACAAUCCACUCCACUCUCAUUUUACACACACAAGAUUCCACGAUGCAAAUCUUUUGUUUUUUGCCUUUGCUUAUGGUCGCUGCUGUACAACUCAAUUCGCUCUAUUGCCCGCUCGCAAAGCUAUACUCUUUAAAUCUAUCUGUGGACCAUACCUUGGAUCUUUUUCCCCCUUUUCUUUUGUCUUUUGUCUCUAGGCUGCUCAGUCUUUUCUUUAUUAUCUGUGCAUUGUACUAUACCAUAUAUUCCUCACGCUAAUCCAAAUGAUCGCUCGUCCUGUAAUGUU